This is a messenger RNA of Erythranthe guttata (spotted monkey flower), 2835 nucleotides long. RefSeq names its product E3 ubiquitin-protein ligase WAV3. The record is from RefSeq and is a predicted model, not a curated record. NCBI's taxonomy places the organism in Eukaryota, Viridiplantae, Streptophyta, Magnoliopsida, Lamiales, Phrymaceae.
CAAGGGCCAUCUCUCAAUUUGAAACAAGGCUGAGUCCAUAUUUAAUUUAUCAGUCAAAUAAUCACAAGUAAGGUGGUAAGAUUAAAAAUCUAAUUUACAAACUAUUUAAACACCUAAUUAAAACCCAACAAUAAAAUCUGCACAACUGUCUUCUCUAAAAUUACAGCGCAUGCAAAACUGUGAUUUUCUGUCUUAAAAAUUGGAUAUUUUGAUAUUUAGUGAAAGUCAAAUCCCAUUGCCUAAUAAAAAGGAAAAAAGAGAAAAAAAUAGGGAUUUUCACUCCCUUAAUUAAAUUAAUAUAAUUAAGGAGGAUAAGUAUUCCCAUUAACCCCAAAAAGAAACACAUUGCUUUACAGACUGUUUCAUAGCUUUCUUCUCCCCCACCCCCUCUGUGUGUCUGUAUCUAUAUAUAUAUAUAUAGAGAGAGAGAGACGAUUCCUCGUACAAUAAAUACUUUUUUAUAUGAACGUUAAUCAAUAAACCAUCAUUCUCUCCUUUCAGAAAACCCUAAUCUCUAUUCAGAUAUUUUUCAGUCUAGACGUGUAUGAUGUCGGGGACGUGGAGCAAGUUGAAGAAAUCGCUGUCGCUAAAAUCCUCCGGCGCGUCUGCGUCGUCCUCACAGCUUCCGCCGCGUGAUCCGAUUCAAUCGGAUUCUCGAUCGGCGGUGCCUCGUUCCCCUUCCUCCUCCACCACCUCAUCGGCCUCCUUGUCAUCCCGCUUGUCCCGCACGCUCAGCUCCGGCGGACGUUUUUCCCAGAAGAUUUGUGCCAUUUGCCUCAAGAAUGUUCGAAGUGGGCAGGGACAAGCCAUCUUCACUGCCGAGUGCUCACAUACUUUCCAUUUCAGCUGCAUUGCCAAGAGUGUCAACCAUGGCAACCACCUCUGCCCCAUUUGCCGCUCCAAAUGGAAGGAGAUCCCUUUCCAACUGCCAGCUCUCAGUUCCCACGACCACGACAACGACCCCAUUCAUUGGACUCGAGUCCCCCUCAUUCCGGCCCCACUUAAUCCGCCUCCCUCCGAUCCCUUUUGCUACUCCGACGAUGAGUCAAUUGAUUCCCCCGUAGAUUCAACGUUGCCUGCUUCAUCUGCUCCCUCAGUUAACGUUUCCAUUAAGGCCUUGCCAGAAUUUCCCGCCGUUGCUGCUGCAGAUUCCGUUUCUGACUUUGCUGUUCUAGUUGGUUUACGUGCACCAACUGUCAAUGGUCAACAAGUUGACCGUGCGCCUAUUGACCUUGUCACGAUUCUUGAUGUCAGUGGCAGUAUGAACGGCUCGAAGCUAUUCCUUCUCAAGCGUGCUGUCUGUUUCGUCAUCGAAAAUUUGGGCCCCGCUGACAGGCUGUCAGUUGUCGCUUUCUCCACGUCAGCAAACAGAGUAUUCCCUUUACGUAAAAUGACCGAACAAGGGCGUGAAGAAGCUACAGCUGCUGUUAACUCACUCCUUGCAUCUGGUGGUACUAAUAUCGGGGAGGGGAUUAGAAUGGGGAAAAGGGUUCUCGAAGAGAGACGUCGGAAAAAUCCGGUGACUAGCAUUAUUCUGUUAUCUGAUGGGAAAGAUACGUAUAACUGCGAGAGUGUAUACCGUGUUUCCGCAAGCCCCGCACUUGUAUGGGAUUAUACCUCGAAUUCAAGUACCAACCGGCCUCGUGUUUUCCCAAUCCAUACAUUUGGAUUUGGUGGGGACCACGACUCUGCUGUGAUGCACCGCAUAUCCGAUGCAUCGGGUGGAACCUUUUCCUUCAUCGAAUCAGUUGAAGCUGUGCAAGAUUCGUUUGCUAGGUGUAUUGGUGGUCUCCUCAGUGUUGUUGCACGUGACCUUCGCCUCACUAUUACAACAUCAACUGCCUCGAACAUUGGUUCGAUUUCUUCUGGGAGAUACGAAAAUGAAAUUUCUGACCAAGGAUUCCGAGGCGUGAUAAAUGUAGGAGACUUGUAUGCUGACGAGGACAAAGAUUUUCUCGUCCACCUGUCGGUUCCUACAUGGCCGAUCGCGGACGAAACAACAAGAACGCCACUUGUGGAUAUUGCAUGUUCUUACAAAGACACCGCAUCGGAAAAUGUGGUGGAGUUGGAAAUGGUGAGAGUUGAGAUAAAACGGCCUAGAAUCGUGUCUCAAGCGGAUUCAAUUGCCAGCCUGGAGGUGGACCGACAGAGGAACCGUUUGUGGAUUGUCGAAGGAAUUGCAAAGGCGAAAGAGAUGGCUGAAUCAGGGAAUCUUGAAGGGGCGAAGGCUUUGCUGACGGAGCGAAGAUCGACUCUUGUUUCCUCUGCAUCGGCUCAAGCUGGCGACGGCCUGUGCAGCUGGCUUGAAGCCGAGCUGGUGGAGAUCGGAGAGAGAAUGGCGAGCGUUGAGAUGUACGAGCGGAGUGGGCGUGCUUACAUGCUGUCGGGGCUGAGCUCGCAUUCUUGGCAGAGGGCCACCACUAGGGGUGACUCCUCCACCAAUUCUCAGCCAAUAAUGAAUGGUGGUGGAGCAUCGGCUGUUGGCUAUAAUACACCAUCUAUGGUGACCAUGGUUACUAGAUCACAAGAUCUCAGUGCUUGUUAUCAGAGAGACCAACAACGUGGGAGGAAGGUUUACCCUAAUCUGUGAUUGCUUUUUUUCAACUUGUUCUCAUAUGACUGUACUAGAUUUUGCAACUGAAUUUAGUACUCUGGAUUUGUUGGUUGUUUUUUUUUUUUUUUUUCUUUUUUUUUUGGGGAUUAUUCUUUUGAGAUUAUCAUUUAAUAUAUAGAUUGAUUCUUUAAUAGAUUGAUUAGUUCUUGCUUGUCAAUUUGUGUUGCUGUCUAUGUAUUUGCAAAAACUAAAAUCAAACAUUUAAAAAACAUGUUUUUAUA